Centruroides sculpturatus (bark scorpion) is the source of this 1016-nucleotide messenger RNA. RefSeq lists its product as uncharacterized. The record is from RefSeq and is a predicted model, not a curated record. Bases 45 to 1013 code for a protein of 322 amino acids. Lineage: Eukaryota; Metazoa; Arthropoda; Arachnida; Scorpiones; Buthidae. The transcript has a single exon.
UUGAGUCUGAAAUUAAUGAUAGAGAAGCUGCUGAAACACUUUUAAUGUUAUGCAAUUCUAAUUAUGAUAAAAAUUUAAAAUGUCACAGAUCAGUUGGCAUACAAAUAUCCACUGCAGAAUUUUUGGUAAAUAUACGUAAUUUCAUUAAGACAGAAUCCCAACUAAAUUCCAUUACUGGUAUACCAACUUUUGAACUAUUUAAUGCUAUUGUUAAACUUUUUAGUGAUGUAUGUAAAACAAAACAAAUCAGUAAUACUAAUUUUUCUUUUGAAGAUAAACUUUUUAUGGUCCUAAUCAAAAUGAAAUUAAAUAUUUCUUUUUCUGUUAUAUCUAUAUUUUUUCAUUGUUCUGUACCAACUGCAAGUAGAAUAUUUUACCCAAGUGUGAAAAUUCUUGCUUCCGUACUUAAGUGUGCAAUUGUUUGGCCAUCAAAAACAAAUAUUUUAGAAAAUAUGCCUAAAUGUUUCGACAAGUUUCGUAAUGUAAGAGUAAUUUUGGACUGCUCAGAAAUUACAGUGCAGAGACCAAAGUGUUUAAAGUGUCGAAUACGUUGCUACUCACACUAUAAAGGUGACACAACUAUAAAAUUUUUAAUAGGUGUUUCACCAGGUGGAAUUGCAACAUUUUUAAGUAGUGCAUAUGGAGGCAGAACUUCUGAUAAGGCAAUCUUUGAACAGAGUGAUAUCUUAAAUUUAUUAACACCUUAUAGUGACUCAGUGAUGGUUGAUAAAGGCUUUUUAAUUGAUAAACUUUGUUUAGAAAAAGGAAUAGAAGUAAUUCAACCACCAUUUUUGAAAAAAAAUAAACAACUAAAUAAAUGUGAAGCACUGAGAACAAAGGAUAUUGCAUGUGCCAGAGUGCACGUUGAAAGAUUUAUUCAGCGAAUUAAACAGUUUAAGAUAUUUUCAGCAAGACUUCCCUGGAAAAUGACUUCUGUUAUUGAUGAACUUUUAAUUAUUGCAACAGCUGUAGGGAAUCUUUCUUCUCCUAUACUGUCAGAUGACAAAUUUUAAUUC